CCACGGCGUCCGCACCGUCGCUCUUACCGACUCUUUGUCACUAUAAAUUUAAUUGUUCCUACUACUCGCCCAGGCUCUCACCACCAUAGCCUCAACCUCCAGCACUACUUUGGCUAGGAAACAGCUUUGUGAUCUCCUCUGUGCUUCUCAUUUCAUGCAGAGAAGCUUCACCGUGUUGCUGAAGUUUCUUUAAGCAGAAUUAGACGUCAUUCUAGCGUUUUAGUAUAAAGUGAGUACGACACGUCGUCGGAGGCGUAUUUUGUACUCUUACAAGGCAUUCCCUCUUUGAUACCCUAGUCUUCCUUCCAAGGUGAGUAGAAGAAAAAAAAAAAUAAACAAACCGGGUCUUGUUUGACUUUUUCAUCAACGGAGCUCUAAUUUCUUUGUUUUCUACUUUAACACUGUUUCUCUUCGUUCGUUUUCUGCAUUGUACAUAAAGCUUUUAUCGCGACUUUGAGUUCUCCAGAGCCAAAAUGACUGUUGAUAGUGAUUUCGACUACAACGACUCGGGAGAUGACUCUUUUGUCGCUCCUGCACCAAAACGACCCGCUUCUCGUGGUCGCAAGGCAGCUGGAACUGGAUCGCGGUCAACAUCCAGAUCCGUGUCCAGGUCUGGUUCGGGUUCCUCUCAUGAACCAACUCCUGAACCUCUAGCUGAGGUCAACAAAAAUGUCCCCAGUGCUUCUCAGCAGUACCAAAGAAUCUCUCCUCGAGAGCACGUUCUUCGUCGUCCAGAUACAUACAUUGGUAGUGUUGAAAAAACAGAGAUGCCAAUGUGGGUUUAUGACUCAGAGCAAAACAAGAUGGUGUAUAAAGAAGUGAACAUCGUCCCUGGUCUUUACAAGAUAUUCGAUGAAAUCAUCGUAAACGCGGCCGAUAACAAGGUCCGUGAUCCCACAAUGAACACAUUGAAGGUUGAGAUCGAUCCCGAAGCCAAUGUGAUCAGUGUUUAUAACAACGGUAAAGGUAUUCCCGUGGAAAUACACGAGAAGGAAGGAAUCUACAUUCCCGAACUUAUUUUCGGACAUCUGCUCACGUCCAGUAACUACGACGAUAACCAGAAAAAGGUCACUGGUGGUCGUAAUGGUUACGGUGCUAAGCUCUGUAACAUUUUCUCGCACGAGUUUACCGUUGAAACUGCCGACAAAUUGCGAAUGAAAAAAUACAAACAGACAUGGACGGAAAACAUGUCCAAAAAGUCGGAGCCUAAGGUUGUCGACAUGAAACGUGCUGAUGAAUAUACAAAAAUUACAUUCAAGCCAGACCUUGCUAAAUUCGGCAUGACGAAACUUGAUGACGAUUUGGUCUCCGUCGUUAAGCGUCGUGUCUACGAUAUGGCGGGUACCAUUCCCGACAUUAAGGUGUUCUUGAAUAACGAGCGCAUCAACAUCAAAAAUUUUAGAAAGUAUGUGGAACUGUUUGUUAGUUCCUUGCGGAAUCGCACUGACUCAACCAAACCCCCCACCAUCCUCUACGAUCGGCCAAACGAGAGAUGGGAGGUUGCUUACACUCUUUCAGAUGGCCAGUUCAAAAAUAUCUCUUUCGUCAAUAGUAUCGCAACAACUCGUGGUGGUACCCACGUAAACUAUGUUGCAGAUGAAAUUGUGAAGCGUGUGCAAGCUGAAUUCUCUAAAAAAAAUAAACAUGCGGCACUUAAGCCUUUCCAAAUUAAGAAUAAUCUUUGGCUCUUUAUCAAUUGUCAAAUUGUUAAUCCAUCAUUCGACUCACAAACAAAAGAGACGCUCACUACGAAGCCCUCGGCGUUUGGUUCCAAAUGUGACCUUAGUGACACUUUCUUCAAGCAACUUAUCAAAAGUGAAAUUAUAGCUGUUUGUUCGGAAUUGGCCAAGGCUAAGGCUGACCAACAAAUGAGUAAGACUGAUGGCAAGUCUCGUUCACGUAUCACCGGACUACCAAAGCUCAGUGAUGCGAACAAGGCCGGUACUCGUGAGUCCAAAAAAUGUACACUUAUUCUCACUGAGGGUGACUCUGCUAAAACGUUGGUCGUGUCUGGUCUCGGUGUCGUUGGUCGAGACUAUUACGGCGUAUACCCUCUGCGAGGUAAAUUGCUUAAUGUUCGCGAAGCCUCAUAUAAUCAAAUCAUCAACAACAAAGAAAUCCAGGCUAUUAAAAAGAUUCUUGGUCUAGCACACAACAAGAAGUACACAAGUACUGAUGGUUUGCGUUACGGCCAUUUGAUGAUCAUGACAGAUCAGGAUCACGAUGGUUCACAUAUUAAGGGUUUGAUUAUCAACUAUUUAGAAUCCACGUACCCUAGUUUGCUUCACCUUGAGGGUUUCUUGAUUGAGUUUAUUACCCCUAUUGUUCGUUGUAGAAAAGGUAGGGAAAUCAUUUCUUUCUUCACUCUUCCCGAGUUUGAUUACUGGAAGGAAAACAAUAACAACGGUCGCGGAUGGAGUAUUAAAUACUACAAGGGUUUGGGUACAUCUGAUGCUAAAGAUAUGAAAGAGUACUUCUCUGCCCUUGACCGCCAUAUCAAACAAUUUCAUACUAUUCAAGAUGGUGAAAAUGAUUUAAUUGAUAUGGCCUUCUCAAAGAAAAAGGCCGACGUUCGUAAGGAAUGGUUGCGCACUUACCAUCCUGGUCUUUAUAUUGAUCAUUCACAACCCGUCAUCGAGAUCAAGAACUUCAUCAACCAAGAACUUAUUCUGUUCUCUAUGGCCGAUAAUAUUCGGUCUAUCCCGUCGGUAGUUGACGGUUUGAAGCCCGGUCAGCGUAAAGUUAUUUACGGUAUGUUUAAGAAGAACUUGAAAAACGAAGCAAAGGUUGAACAGCUUGCCGGUUAUAUCAGUGAGCAGACCGCUUAUCACCAUGGUGAAACUUCUUUACAACAAACCAUUAUCGGUUUGGCUCAUAAUUUCGUUGGAAGUAACAACAUCAACCUGCUGCUUCCGAAGGGUCAAUUCGGUUCGCGUAUUGAGGGUGGUAAAGAUGCUGCACAACCCCGUUAUAUUUUUACUAUGCCUUCUCGUAUGGCCCGUCUACUUUUUGAUAAGCGCGACGAUCCAAUUUUGAAUUAUCUCAACGAUGAAGGCUUGUGGGUUGAACCAGAUUACUACGUUCCUAUUGUUCCUAUGCUGUUAGUGAAUGGUGCGGAAGGUAUUGGUACUGGUUGGUCAACCUUUAUCCCAAACUUUAACCCUUCUGACCUUGUUAAGAAUAUUCGCCAUUUAAUUAAAAACGAGCCUCUUGAGCCAAUGCAUCCUUGGUACCGUGGUUUUAAGGGUACCAUUCAGCAAAUGACUCCGGAUCGUUACAAAGUCAGUGGUAUCAUUGAACAAGUCAGUGAUGACACCGUCGAUAUCACCGAACUUCCCGUCCGUCUUUGGACUCAAGAUAUGAAAGAGUAUCUUGAGAGCUUAAUGGCAGCGGACAAACAAGGCUCCUUUAUUAAGGAUUAUACAGAAUAUCACACGGAAGAGAACGUCCAUUUUCGUGUUAAACUCACAAAAGAGGGUAUGGCAACUGCGCUUGCCGAAGGUUUGGAAAACAAAUUUAAGGUCGCUCGUACCCUGGCCACCAGUAAUAUGGUGGCUUUUGAUCCUCAAGGUCGUAUUCGUAAGUACGAUAGUGCUUAUGAUAUUCUCAAGGAGUUCUAUGAAGUUCGUUUGCGUUAUUACCAAAGACGUAAAGAACAUCUUGUUAAUGACCUUGAAACCGUUUACACAAAGAUUUCAAACCAAGCUCGCUUUAUCCACAUGAUUAUUGAGGGCACGCUUGUGGUUGCUAAAAAGAAGCGUAGUGUCUUGGUACAAGAGUUGAGAGAAAAGGGCUUUAAGGCUAUUCCCAAACCUAAGAAGGGACGUUUGGCUGAAAUUGCUGCGCAAGAAACUGCAGCUAAUCGGGAUGCUGACGACGAUGCCGAAGAGGAAGACGCGAGUCCUGAAGCCGAUGACUUUACCUAUCUUCUGAACAUGCCUGUUUAUUCGCUUACCUAUGAGCGUUACAUGAACUUGUUGAAGAAGAAAGGUGAAUGCGAAGAGGAGCUCGACAAAUUGAUGAAGAUUACUCCUAAAGAUAUUUGGUUGACCGACCUUGAAGGAUUUGAAAAGGAAUGGGAGAAAGAAUUGGACGAGGAUGCGAAGACUCGUUUCCAAUCCGGUCCCAACAGCAGCAAUGCUCCCGCAAUUCGUAAAAAGCGUACUACAACCAAACGCGAACCUGCCGUCAAGAAGGAACCCGCUGUGAAAAAGGAAGCUUCAUCGAAAUCGGAUCUAGCUUCCGCCAAGGCAGCGACAAAAACAACAAAACGAAAAACUGCGACAACGCGACAGCGAAAAACAACGGCGAAGCAAGGGCAAUUGACUGACUUUGGUAUAACCAAAGAUAAUUCGUCACCGAAGGAGACUCCGGUAAAAAGUGAAGUCGUCGAUGAUUCGGCGCCGUUUGUGCUAGAAGCAGAUUCGCCUGGUUCGAGUGUUGAGGCUUCUGUGAAAAAACGCAGCUCUUCUUCCUCACCGGAUGACUUAGAUGAAGUUGCAUCUACUGCACCAAGAAAGUCUGCUCGAACGACAAGUUCAUCCUCUAGUCGUUCCAGCAAAAAGACACCGUUACGUCCGGUGAAGCGUACGGUUUUCUCGUCUGAUUCGGAAGAUGAUGAUUUGCUGCUUUCGCAGCCGAUUGCAUCUGUGAAGCCUAGUUCCAAAGCAAAGCGUACCGCCGCUUCGCGUACGCCGACCGUUCACAGCCCACUGGCAACAUCUUCUUCAAGCUCUCCGGCACCUGUUGAGUCAUCUACUCCCGAAGCCUCUUCCACCAAGGAAAUCAGCGUUGAUUCGGACGAUGAUGACGGAUCUCCUGCACCAGUGAGAACUACUCGCCGUCGUGCUGCACGCCGCGCCGUUUACGUGGAGCCAUCACUGGACAGCAUCAACGAGCAAAGCAUCAUUUCGGAGGAUCCGGAAGAUGACAGCUUUAUUGUCGACGAUGAUUACGAGGAAGAUGAUGAGUAGACAAAAGCCGUGACUUGUUCUCAUAUUUAGCUAUCUCAAGAAGCAUAUUACGCACAUAAGUUUUAAUUACUUUCGUUAUUCGUUCUCCUCAUGAAAAUACGUUAUGUUUAGGAAAGGACAUGGAAAUAUAUGGCAAAAAAUGCUUUUCAUUAUAUUUACGAAAAAAAGGAAGAUAUUUGUUAAGCAAAUUUAUAACGAAAAAGACCAACUAAUAAAAAUUGUUCUUUUUCUCUUUU
This is a messenger RNA of Schizosaccharomyces japonicus yFS275, 5209 nucleotides long. RefSeq names its product DNA topoisomerase II. Gene Ontology annotation, cellular component: euchromatin; chromatin; nucleus. The transcript has a single exon. Gene Ontology annotation, molecular function: DNA binding; ATP binding; DNA topoisomerase type II (double strand cut, ATP-hydrolyzing) activity. NCBI's taxonomy places the organism in Eukaryota, Fungi, Ascomycota, Schizosaccharomycetes, Schizosaccharomycetales, Schizosaccharomycetaceae. Gene Ontology annotation, biological process: chromatin organization; DNA topological change; resolution of meiotic recombination intermediates. The coding region runs from base 474 to 4973 and encodes 1499 amino acids. The record is from RefSeq and is a predicted model, not a curated record.